AUGCCUGCGAGCAUCCAGUCAGCCAAGCUCACCAUCCCUGGAACUGAUCUCAGCUGGCUCUCUUUCGAGCACGUGGAUGGUGAAGAGGUCGCUGUGUGCUGGCUGUGUAAACAGGUUGCGCGCACGCCUGCGGAGAAAGCUGCAAGACUGGUGCGCGGCUGCGAUGCAGGGAGACUCGACAAUAUCGGCCGCCAUGCAGAUGCCAAGCAGCACGUGCGUGCGCUGAGGGAGCUUGGCUAUCUGGAAGCCGAGGGAGAGGACGAGUCUCUGGCACCGAGCAUUUCGCAGUUUCGUCAGACACUCGAGCGUUUGCCUGGGCAAGCCUUCAGAUCUGGAGUGAAAGGCGUCGGAGGCGAAUCAAAAGUCAAGAAGAUGGUCUCAUGUUUGGGCGACGCGGCUUCAAUGAUGGACUGUGAGAUCCUCAAGAACUCCUGGAGCAUUUUGCUACAAUGCGACAUCAAAGAAUUGAGGCUGGCGGUCCGGUACCAAUGCUGCACAGCGGAUCUGCAAGUGCGUCGUGGCCUACUGGGGAUAGAAGACGUGGAAAGCAAGGCGCAUGACCAAGUGAUGCUGGGGGUCCAGCGCUCUCUUGAAAAAGUCUGCUCGUGCAACGGGCAGCUAGACCAGGACGCCUUGUCUUGCAUCCGGGACAGGGUAGAGGUCCUGAAUGCGGACGGCGCAUCGGAUGCUCAGCUCGCACUGGCCGAGAUGCGGCGAACGGCUUUUCCAAACAUUCUUUUCAUACUUCGGGACAAGGCACACGCUAGCCGGAGACUGCUAUCCAGACCUUGGCAUGCAAUCCCAGAAAUCCACGAGGUGUAUGACAUGAUCAUCGGCAGUACUGCCAGCUUCACGAGCAAGAUACAACACAGUGACGUGCUGACGCGGGCUUUCCAGAGAAACAUACAAGACAUGGAGGCUGUGCCGUCCACCGCUAAGAGGAUAAAGAAUCUCAGCCUGGCCCGCCACCGUUUCGACUCGUGUCAGAAGCCCCUGGCGCGCUUUUGCCUUUACCUGGAGGCCUACAUCUGCACAGCCAUCGAAGCCGCUGCCGACCCCGGAAAAAAGGGUCACUUGUCUGCCCUGACAUUCUUGGACUGGGCUACGGAAGACCGUCUGCUGCUCCUCAGCUUGCUUGCAGAAUGCGCCGAAGAGAACCUUAUGCUGAUACGCUAUUUCGAUCGUGAGGGCUGGGAUGCCGCAACACUUCAGUACCACUGUCAAGUUUACGCAUCCAAGCUUCGGUUUCUGUUUGUGCAGGGCCACGCGUUCCAGUCUGGAUACACUGCCCACGUCAUCGCCCAGCUACAGACUGCCAAAGGCUUCAUGGUCAAGGGGGUUCGGAAGACACUGGGCGGGCGGCCCAUCACAGACGCUACUCGGGAAAGGUGUCUGGAGAUCAUGCAGCUCUACACACGCCUCGCGCUCGAGACGAUGGAAGCUGAGAUGCCAGGCUUCGAGACUCUGGCCUCACUGCGCGUGAUGAACGUGUCUUCCGGGAGCAGUGUGGAGCAAGUGCAGGCAGACGCACAGGACUGCUGCCACGAUUGGCUUCUUGCCGUUGAGUAUGCCGUGUCCUUGGAGCGACUGGCCCAGGUCCUGGACUUGGAUGUAGAGCAGCUGGCGCUGGAGUACUCGCUUCACGAACCCAUUGCAAGGCAUGAGGCCAGGAGCCCCAACAUGUCCAGCUACGAAUCUUGGCGUACAGCAGUGCUGCGGACGAGGAGUGCUGCUCCUGCUGUGAGAGAAAAAUUUCCAUCUGAGAACCUUGCCAUUCUGGUCAGUCGCUACGGUGCCUGGAGCGGCGCCAGCACCAGCGGCAUCGAGCAGCUCUUCAGCCGACUCGACAGCCACAUUCCGCCAGAUCGGCGGCACAUGUCGCCGGGCCUCUACUUUUCAGAGGCGAAGCUUCUGGAUGUCACUACAGAGACCGCCGACGACAUCAUCAAGAUCGCGCGCACGCUGUGGGCACUGCGGUCGGGGCCGCCUCGGGCUUCCUGCACUACACGCUUGGACAAAGGCAUCCCCAGACCAAGAGCGGGUGACUCCGAGGCGUCCUUUGUGCGCAAGCGUCGUCGCUUGAUUGAUGGAUCCGCGGACAUCGUGUCUGUGCAGCAUGCGCUGCAGGAGGUUCAAGAGCUGACCGAGGAGGCGGUGCAGGCGCAGCCUUCGGUCUCGAAAGAGCUGGCCUUCGUUGCCAGCAAGAAGACGAGGAACGAGAUCAUGGCGUUCAUGGACGAGGGCUUGCUGCCAGACGAAAUUCCUGAAGACAUGCUUCUGGUGGUCGAUGCCUUUCUAGCCCACGACGAUAAGCUGCGGAAGGAGCGCUUGGCCAGGGCGCGGGCUGUGGAUAAACUGCUCAGGCCAGGGGCACCUUCCAUCGGAGAUCGGCCCGUCUUUCUCGAGGACGCGUGUUGGGCGCAGCAGAGUUGGGCGCAUGGGCUGCGUGUCCAGCCGGACAGAGCCUCGGCGUCAGUCUUCAUUGCAAGGGAUGCAGCCGAGCCGGGUGAACGGACUCUGUGGACGCUCGCAGUCCAGGGUGGAGUUGUGGGAGACGUCCAGUGGGCCCAGUCCCGUGGGGAGUCGGGCGUGUCCUUUUCCUUCAAUGGUGCUAAUAAAACAGCAAGGCGCGUGUACAUUUGCGACGAUUUCUGGUUGCAGCAUCGGACCUUGGCCGACAUUGUCUGGGAGGGCAUUGAAGCUGUCGGCUCCAAGUGGAAGCCCGUGGACGACUGGGAUGAGUUUGCGGAGUUGACCGCUCAGGCAUCUGGGGAGGGUGUUCGAAACAAGCGACCCCUGAGUGUCAUUGCGCUGACGAUGCCGGACACGUGUCGAGCCACGUUUCUCGACUUCGCUACGAAGUCCCGGGUGGCAUGCACACAUUUCGGCAUGUGCGGCAAGUGA
This is a messenger RNA of Symbiodinium sp. CCMP2456, 2904 nucleotides long. The record is from the annotation of a GenBank genome assembly. NCBI's taxonomy places the organism in Eukaryota, Dinophyceae, Suessiales, Symbiodiniaceae.